AUGGGUGCAACAGCGGCCUCGGCGUUGGGGUACACUCCUCCGGACGGCGGCUGGGGCUGGGUGGUAGUGUUUGGGGCCUUCAUCUCCAUCGGCUUCUCCUACGCCUUCCCCAAGGCCCUCACCAUCUUCUUCAAGGAGAUCCGUCAGCACUUCGGCGUCUCCUACAGCCAGAUAGCGUGGGUGUCCUCCAUCAUGCUGGCCGUUAUGUAUGCAGGAGGUCCUGUCAGCAGUGUCCUGGUGAACCGGUUUGGCAGCAGGCCGGUGGUCAUCACAGGAGGGAUCAUGUGUGGUGUUUCUAUGGUGGCGGCUUCUUUUAGCAGCACCAUCACUCAUUUAUAUAUCUGCGUGGGGAUCGUUGGAGGCCUCGGACUGUCCUUCAACCUCCAGCCGUCUCUGACGAUAAUUGGGAAGUACUUCCAGGUCAGGAGGCCCAUCGCGAACGGCCUCGCCAUGGCGGGAAGUCCAGUCUUCCUCUGCACUCUGGCGCCUCUGAACCAGUUCCUGUUCGAUCGUUACGGCUGGAGGGGGGGGUUCUUCAUCCUCGGGGCCAUGCUGCUGAACUGCUGUGUGGCUGGAUCGCUGAUGAGGCCUUUACGUGAUGUAAUAGGGGGCGCUUCAGCAGGCAAACUGCAGGCUAACGGAGCUGGGAAGCUGAACGGAGCCCCCAGUGGAAAUGGAGUUGACGGCCAAGCUGCUGACCAGACUCCCCAGCACAAGAAGGGCUGCAUGAACUGCAUUAGCUGCUGCUUGAACUUGUCUCUCUUCCGGCACCGAGGCUUCAUCAUUUACCUAAUAGGAAACAUGCUGAUGUUUUUCGGCUUCUUCUCCCCAAUGAUCUUCCUGGCGCCGUAUGCCAAGCACCGCGGCGUGGACGAAUAUUCGGCCGCCAGCCUGCUUUCGGCCCUGGCGCUCGUGGACAUGAUUGCCCGGCCUGGGACUGGCCUGCUGGCCAACACCAGGUGGGUCCGGCCCAGGGUCCAGUACCUCUUCAGCUUCGCCAUCACCUACAACGGCGUGUGCCAUCUGCUGUGCCCGCUGGUGUCUGGGUACUGGGGGCUGGUGGCGUAUGCGGUCUGCUACGGCCUGGUGUACGGCAUGGUUUGUGCCCUGCUCUUCGAGUGCCUUAUGGAUCUAGUCGGACCCCGCAUGUUCUCCAGCGCCGUGGGACUGGUCACCAUCCUCGAGUGCUGCCCGGUUCUGCUAGGACCGCCCAUUGCAGGUGCGCUGGUGGACAUGUUCGGAGACUACAGCUACAUGUUCUACAUGUGUGGAGCCGUGAUGCUGACCGCUGGCCUGUUCCUCUUCACCAUGAACUACUUUAACUACAGACGGCUGGACCGGGCCAAGCGUGCCCAGGAGAAGAGCGCCGAACUGGAGGAAAGGAGAGGACAGUGUGAGGUCCAACAGAGUGACCGUGUAGUGGAAGAGCACAAUCAGAACCAGGCAGAAGACAACGGGGCACCUCAGGCCAAAACAGAGACCGAAGACAGUCCAGUGUAA
Molecule: messenger RNA, 1500 nt
Organism: Colossoma macropomum (tambaqui)
Lineage: Eukaryota; Metazoa; Chordata; Actinopteri; Characiformes; Serrasalmidae
Product: monocarboxylate transporter 2-like
Exons: 5
Coding region: 1-1500 (499 amino acids)
Biological process (GO): transmembrane transport; monocarboxylic acid transport
Cellular component (GO): membrane
Molecular function (GO): monocarboxylic acid transmembrane transporter activity
Source: RefSeq, a predicted model, not a curated record